Molecule: messenger RNA, 2532 nt
Organism: Puntigrus tetrazona (Sumatra barb)
Lineage: Eukaryota; Metazoa; Chordata; Actinopteri; Cypriniformes; Cyprinidae
Product: galaxin-like
Exons: 11
Coding region: 152-1543 (463 amino acids)
Source: RefSeq, a predicted model, not a curated record
AAUGUUAGAACAAAACACUGUUACACGCCCACCGACUGAAUGCCGCUUUGAAUGGGCGGCGAGGGACAGAGAUGAGGAACUGUGGUAACCGUAGUUCUUCGGAAUUUGCCAUCAUGACAGAGGGAACCAAAAAGUAGGUUUCAGUGGAAGGAUGGAAGGCCACCAUCAUCUGCACCGCUGUGGGAAUGUGUCUUACAAAAUCUCUGGAAGUUCCUGCUGUAAUGAUAAUAUCACUCUGGGAUUAAGCCAGCUGGUGGCUGACUGCUGUGGUUCUGUAGCUUACAAUCCCCUUAAUGAGAUUUGCUGUAGUGGCAGAAUUCUGACUCAAAGCAGCACUAAUGUGAAAUGCUGUGGCAAAGGCAUGUACGUGACAACGACUCAUGUUUGUUGUGGUGGCAACAAUAUAUUACAACGGAAGGAAAAUCAUGCUUGUUGUGGCAAGGAAAUGUUUGACGUGACAACCCACUGCUGCUGUGCUAACCCUGAACUAGAAGUAAAGCCUAAAAAUGAAGCUUGCUGUCCAAAAGCAACAGAUGAAGGAAAAUUUCAGCAAGUCUCUCCUCACACUCGCACAAUCCCCAAAAACUCAGACUUGGAUCAGUGUGGAACAGAAACCUACAAUCCCCGUGAACAAAUUUGUUGCUCAGGGAAGCCGCAUAAAAAGGAAUCAUCACUCACUAAGUGCUGUGGCGUAGAUGCUUACACUCUGUCAGAUGACAAUGUGCUGUGCUGUAAUGGAAUCCUUCAUAUCAAUGUUCCUGAGCACUCAGAGUGUGUUGGAGGUGUUAUAUAUUCUCCAGAAAACACUACUUGCCAAAUGUUGACCCGUCCUCGUCUUGGUGAACACUGCUGUGGAAGACAAACCUUCAAUCCUCACACACAUAUUUGCUGUAAUGGACACAGCCACAGCAAGAAGAAUGGCAAAUUCUGUUGUGGUUCAGAAGUCUAUGAUCACCGCAAGAAGUUCUUGAGAUGCUGCUCAGGUCAUCUCUACAACCUAACCCAUUUACAUGAAAAAGCAGAGUGCUGUGGAAACCUAUUGCUGCAAUAUAACAACAAUCAGACUUGCUGUUCUUCCGCAACCAAUUCCAUCAUUUAUGAAACCAAACCAAACCACCAUUGUUGUGGGCAUUACUACUACAACACUUCCCUGUGGAGCUGCUGUGCUGAACAUCUCAAACCAACACCAAAACCUAACAGCUCUCCUGCAGAAUACAGACUUAAACCACUAAUGGACCUGAUCCCUGAAAUGUGCAAAGAAACAGUGUUCUUUGGCAAAGUGGAAAGUGUGGCACUUAAAAACGAUCAACGUCAUGUUGUGUUGAAAGUUGUUGGGCAGGUCGAUGUAAAAUCAGAAAAGGUCAUCAAAGACCCUUGGCUUCAUGUGUCCCUGGAUCACUGCAGCUCUCCUGCUACAGAAAACAACAUGACCUACCUUUGGGAGCAAAACCACAAUGGAAAGUACAAGCUUCUCUCUCACCCUGUUGACCUAACCUCUGACAUUCACAUGUUCUAUUUUGUAUGUUACCAAAAGAAGGGAUAGACAUGGAUUGGGAUCUAUUUCCUAUGGUUUCCAAAGCAUGCUGGUUUUCAUAGUAUUUCUGUUCUGAAGAGAAUUUGUAUCCUAACACUACUUUAUCAUUAAUGCUAAAUGACUCUAGUAUGUGAAUGGCCACUGUAUUUGAAAGCUAAGAACUUUUAUCCCUUUAAGACAAGUCCAAAGUCUCUACUGUGUGCAGUGUUAAAGCAGAGGCAUCACAUAUCUGUGAAUUUUGCAUCGUUGGUUAAUUUUAUUUCAACCUAAUAAUGGAUUAACACUGUAUGGAGUGUGCAAAAGGGAUAGUUUUCCCAAAAUAGAAAAAGUACUGCUAAUUUACUAAUUUACUCUGCAUUACAUCUUAACCAUUUAAUUCUACAAAAGAGUCACCUAUAUCUUGGAUGGCUUGAGAGCGAGUAAAUUAACAGCAAAUUUUCAGUUUCGGGUUAACUAUUUCAUUAAGCUAUUUGGCUAAAUGUGUCUGCCAAAUUAAGAAAUAUAUUAAAUGAAUAAAUGUAAUCAAUUUUAGUUUUUAGGUUUGUGUAGUUAACAGGAAAAUGUGAAAAUUAGAAUCAAACAGAAAACUUUUUUCAUUUAACCUUUAAAACUUGUUUAAAUCUAAAUUGCUGUGCAAGGCCAGUAUUACUAAACAGGGCAAAUUAGUCAUUCCUAAAUAUCUCAGAUGGGCGUGGGAAUUUCUGUGGGUGAUUUACUAACAAUGCGCAAAUUAUCAUCUCGUUUACAUAUUGACCAACACAAUACACCAAGCGCAAUACAAAUUAGCAUAGUAACAAAUAAAUUAAAAAUAACAUGGGUUGGCAAACAAUAUGUUCAGAUAAUGCGCUUUCUUGGCAUUCCAAAUAAUUAUUUUUGUUGCUGUUACGUGACGUAGUGGUGUCUGACUAGGUGAUGACAUCAUUUCGCAAAAUAUUGAUUGGCUGUCCAAAUUAAACUGCAAGAGUGUCGUUUUCAGAUUUAUACACUCUGGGACGCAG